Messenger RNA from Symbiodinium natans, 4986 nucleotides. The record is from the annotation of a GenBank genome assembly. NCBI's taxonomy places the organism in Eukaryota, Dinophyceae, Suessiales, Symbiodiniaceae.
AUGGGCAAGCUGUCCGCCAAGAAGGUAUCGGCGUCCGGACGGGAGCCUAGUGAUUCCGCUGCGAAAGUCAUCUCGCAGGCAGAGGAUGCAGGCGAGAGGCAUUCCAAGAUACUUUCCGACUUGCGUAAGUUUCGUGCUUUGCACAAGUGUUUGCCGGCUAGAAAUGGAACUCUGGCGAGAGAGGACACGUUGGCUCGUGGGAUUAGCAUGCUUCGGAAGUCUUGGCCAUCUUUGGACGCUGAAGUCCGAGAAAGCCUGACGUGUGAAUUCGCGGACGUGCUGGAUGGCGUGCUUUCUAGCAGUCGCCGCGACCUGGCCGUGCUCUCUGCGCUUGAGGAAGGUGCCGCCUUUCAUCUGCAGCAUGGCAGGCAUGCCCGCCGUGGACGGGAAGCGGCUGUCCAUGGCGAGGAUGCCCUGGCCCGGCGGCUCCAGCGGGCUGUGGCCUGCCUAGACUCUUUUCCUGAACUUGCGAUCGCACAUGCUGCAUUUCUGGAGUCCUGGCGCGCAGCAGACGUUUUUCUGGACGCAGCAAAAGCCGCUUUCGAGGAAGGUGCCGCCUUUCAUCUGCAGCAUGGCAGACAUGCCCGCCGUGGCCGGGAAGCGGCUGUCCAUGGCGAGGAUGCCCUGGCACAGCGGCUCCAGCGGGCUGUGGCCUGCCUGGCUAAAGCCGCUUUGGAGGAAGGUGCCGCCUUUCAUCUGCAGCAUGGCAGACAUGUCCGCCGUGGACGGGAAGCGGCUGUCCAUGGCGAGGAUGCCCUGGCACGGCGGCUCCAGCGGGCUGUGGCCUGCCUGGAUUCUUUUCCUGAACUUGCGAUCGCGCAUGCUGCAUUUCUGGAGUCCUGGCACGCAGCAGAUGCAUGUGUAGAGAUGAGUGUCGGCGCAGCUAAAGCCGCUUUGGAGGAAGGCGCCGCCUUUCAUCUGCAGCAUGGCAGACAUGCCCGCCGUGGCCGGGAAGCGGCUGUCCAUGGCGAGGAUGCCCUGGCACAGCGGCUCCAGCGGGCUGUGGCCUGCCUGGAUUCUUUUCCUGAACUUGCGAUCGCACAUGCUGCAUUUCUGGAGUCCUGGCUCCUGGCACGCAGCAGACGUUACUCUGGACGCAGCAAAAGCCGCUUUCGAGGGGCGCCGCCUUUCAUCUGCAGCAUGGCAGACAUGCCCGCCGUGGACGGGAAGCGGCUGUCCAUGGCGAGGAAGGUGCCGCUUUUCAUCUGCAGCAUGGCAGACAUGCCCGCCGUGGACGGGAAGCGGCGGUCCAUGGCGAGGGAUCAUCGAGGCGCCUGCGUGGAAUUGGUGGUCGGCAUAGUGCGGGGCUCCGUUGCAGUGGACGUUCAGCGAGAGCUGGGCGUGUUGCCCAUGGAUGAUGCCACGAGACAUGCUGCGCAGGCCAUGCUGGAAGAGUCUGGCUGGCUUUCCUGGGAUCCGACCUCGACGUUUCGCGCUGCCGUGUCCGACUUCUGCAAGGCAAAUGCUCGUUUGCCUGAAAUCACAAGCUCCGAUAAGAUGGAAAGGGAUCUGGCGCAGGGCCUUAAUCUGGUGCGACGCCUACGGUUUAAGGCGCGCGUGGCUCGUCGAAAAGGUCGGGUGAUGGAUUAUCGCGCUUGCCUGAUGGACUCCGUGUUGGAUGCUUGGGAGAAGUCGACCACGUCGCACGUCUUCUUGUGGUGGCCGAAGCACGAAGUCUGGUUUCAGGAGACGGAGGCGCUGCGCGUAGACACGGGCGAACUGCCGAAGUUCGGCAAGAAUAGCAAUCAUGCAGUCUUGGCUCGGAACUUGCGCAGGGUGCAGCAGAGACGGUUCGCUGGCGGCAGGUUUGGCGUGCGAGCGGGAGAGAUUGCGUUGUGGGAGAAGCGAUUUCCUGGCAUUUGGCGUUUGUGCUCGACGAGUCUUCCCCGACUCCCGAUGUGUUCGGGGAUGUUUGCUUGUGAGCUCUGCGACUUUCAGACGGACGGGCGGGAUGAGAUCGCGUUGCGCAUGAAGGUACUUAGCCGGAUACAGGCUGCCGCUUCCCUGAUUGAUCCGUGUGUAAGGCGUCUGGAACCUUGUGCUGUGUGCGCCCGGGGCAUGUGGCUGGAGCGUUUGAAGCGCCUGAAGCUGUUUACUCGGCCGAGCGAGAAGAAGGUCGGUGACGAGUCGACAGGUAACGGGGACCUUCUGGUGGAAGAGAGCGUGCCCGAGCAGGAAGUGGCGCGUGACGAAUCCGAUGCGGAGGCAGAAGAGCCGGACAUGGCAAGUGCUUCCAGGGGGCUGGCUAUUCAGAAGGACCUGGUCGCAGCUGUGCAUGAGAACACUUUCGACUACAAGCGCUACCUGCUACGGUGGCCGCUGUUGCCGAAAUGCGAAUUGAAGUGCAGCUGCGUGCAGCAUCCAUAUGGGAAGUAUGCAGAUGGCUCUCCGUGGCUUUGGCUGCUAAACAGGACGUCGGUUCCCUAUAUCCUCACCAGCGCUCCGGAAGAAAAGCAGUGCGGCAUGCGCGCCAAUACUGUGGCGUUCCCGCAAGCAAAGAUGAAGGAACUGGUGACCGCGCGCCUGCCGCCCACGAGCGAGGAGGCGGUACCUUAUCUAGCCGACACACUGUCGAUUGCGCUGGUCGGCGCCGAUUUGGAUCAUGCGCAAUGGGCAGAAAUUCCGCGGGAUGUAUACAUGGCUGCCGCUAGAUAUUUGACGCAGCACAAUGCGGCGUAUCAGACUUUGGAGAUCAGCGAAGAGGUGGCUCAAGAACGGUUCGUGGAACUGCAUAAAGCAGUGAAGGCGCAGGCCUCCGUUCUUGCCGCCGCCGAAGCCGUUCCAGCGAAGUUGCCGGGACCUGCAGACGUGCCCGAGGAUGUCCGCGGGGAGAACAUUGCUGAGGCCGUGGUGUCGGAGGAUGCCGAUGGAGACUGCGUGCAGCAGUCGCCCGACGACGAUGUAGAAGAGGGGGAGGACGAGGCCUCGCCGUCCUUCAACUGCGCUGUGGCCGAUGUGAGCUCCGCUGACUUGGAUGUGGAGCGUUCCUGCAAGGAGCUGGCUGCGAAGAUCAUCAUGCUGAUGGAGAGACGAAGCCAGACUGGGCUGGGCAUGGAUGCGGAGGUGGAAAGUCUGCGUGGCGCCGUGGCUUCGAUGUCACAGGCGGACUUGCAGCAGAAGCUGGACGGGCUGGUGCAGGCCAUGGAUGAGGUCGAGGGUCGCAUUGCACCGUCCAAUGAUGGUGAUUCUUCGAAGAAGCGCGUUCAUGUUGUGUACACGGGUUCAGAGCCACUUUCGAUGUAUCAUGCCGAUUAUUGGCAAAAUUGCUUUCCUGAAUUGUUCCCAUACAGCCAUGGCGUUUUCGGCCUUCGCCGCGUUACUCCUAUGACCUUUCGUGAGUGGGGAAGCUAUUUGCUGGAGCGAGUGGAGCUGGAAUACGAUGUUGGAGGAGAUGGCGCCGUGCCGAUCGAAGCUGGCACAGGCUACCAGCCGCCGUCCAUUGCUCGUUGGCGUGGCGACUUCAAUUUCAUUGCCGUGGUCAGUGAUUCUUGGAAGCGCAUGAAGCUGAUUCGUUCUGCGUCUGCGUACGUUCGGCGUCGCAGUUUCAAGCAAUCUUUGAAGACCAUCCUGGACUGCACGUAUGAGAAACUCUCCGAAGCCUUGAAGGUGCUUGUAGAGAGAGCCAAUAUGGUUGAUGUGUUUCAGUCCAGCCAUGUCCACGCCGACGUCAAAAAUGCGUUGACAGACUUGCACCAUUUCUCCAACCAAGUGGUUGGCAGCGAUGGGGCGCGGCAGCAGUUGCGGCACGAGCAGAAUGGAGCGAUGCUUCUGCGUGGAGGGAUCGACGGUUUCCUGACGCCGAACGUGGCUGAUGUCAGGAAUCCGUUGAUGGUCGUGCUGCAUGGUGGCUGCGUGAAGCAUCCUCGUGGCGGCCUAACUGCUGAAGGCGAUUCAGAGAAGUAUGUCGUGUCUCUUCUGGACGAGGAGCCUACGAUGCCAUCGGCAAAGGAGAUGCUACGCAUGGUGUCGCAAAACCCAAUUGCCCAGGCGCAGUUCUUUAUUGUAUCCAUGCAAUUAUUUCUGGAACAUGUGUUGUGUGUGAUGCCCUUCGACCAUCAACUGCGGGCGAAUGGAGCACGCGCCGGCGUGACUUGGCCGGAUGGAGCGGCCGCUGCAUUUUUGGGUGGCAGUUUUCCGGCGGUUUUUCAAUUGCAUGGACCCAUAGAGGAGCAGGCCCGUCUGAGUCUUCACCCGCACAUAGUGCUGCAUUUCGUCAACCGGGCCUCUCGUCGUUGGAUCAAGGAGAUCUUGAGGCGCGAGACCGCCGAGGCCCGCGCGCGUCUCGCUGCGUGGCAAGAGGCGACUCUUCGGGCGGUGGAGAGCAUCAUGUCGUCCUGUGCUUCUUUGUUGCCUUUGCAAUUGCGAGAUGGUCCGAUUCCCAGUGACAGCGACCGUUUCGACGGUGAGGUGGAAGAGGCAUAUGGAGAGCAGGCGAAGGAUGUCCGCUCCGAUGACGUUGUUCGUCGUCCUUUGGUUCCGGUUGUCAAUGCGUAUGUGGAUGGCCAUAUCGCGCGGGCUCCUGCGCCGGCUGAGGGAUCGAAGCCGAAGGUGCGUGAAAUUCCUUUGACGGGCGCGGUGAUGUCUCGACUACCUCGCUAUCGUGUGCUACCUCGUGCCAUGGGCGCAUGCCAGUGUCGGCUGUGUCAGGAAAAAAUGAUGAGUUGGCGGACAUGGGCAGCCUGGAAGAGGAUGCUGAAAAGUUUCGGGAUCUUUUUGCAGCUGAUGCACGUGCCGUGUGUUCUUUGGCUGGCCAUUUGCACGAGCAUCAAAGCACCUGUUUCAAGUACGCGCCAGAGGGCAGCCGGCGAAAGCCUCAACACUGUCGGUUCAAUUUCACGCAUUUCGUCGUGCUGCCUUUCACGGACGAGGAAACCGGACGAACGAAAUUGCGGGAGUUGUUGCUCGCACAGGCAAAGAGCCGAUUCUGCCUAUGUGGCCCGGCGAUUCUGUUCCGGUGCCGAGGAGUCGCAUCGAAGUGAGCGCUGA